ACUGGAAAGAGGAGGAUGUGAGGAUUAGAGGUGGAGAUAUAAAAAUGGAGAAGCAGACGACACAUUUCACAAAGUCAAGAAGACAAAAGAAGCAGCUGUGAGAAGACGUGGAGCGUGACCCCGGGAUAUCUGUGACAACAGAGACCCUCAGUUGAAAUGAACGCCAACCCCCCUGCAGGAAGCGCCCUGGCCCCUGGUGGAGCCACCGGGCCCACAACACCCAAGAAGGGCCCCCCCAAGUUCAAGCAGAGGCAGACCCGAACAUUCAAGAGCAAGGCCCCCAAGCCAGGCCAGAAGGGCUUCGGCGACGACAUCCCCGGCAUGGAGGGUCUCGGCACAGACAUCACCGUGGUGUGCCCAUGGGAAGCCUUCGGCGACAUGGAGCUCAGCGACUUGGCCAAAUACGGCAUCAUCUAAACCUGCUGCCUCCUGCCUUCCUCGCCUGCCUGAUCCUCUCCUCCGCCUCCUCCCCCUCCACCCUACCUCAGCCCGGCAUGCCGCGAUAAGGCUGCCGGGAAACCCCCCUAAUGCCCCCUCGUCUAUCUACCUCGAGCUCGUCUCCACUGAGUGGACGGAGAGCGUAAUGAUGUUCUUAUUUUUAUUUUAUUAUAUGAUACUGUUUAAAGUAUAUAUACUUGAAACCAGAAGACGAGAUAAAUGCCUCCACAUACCCUCUCCCCCUCUCCUUCUAAAAUAGACCUCUCCUCACUUCUCCCCCCCUUCAUUCGGACGCCCCCCGCCCCCCUCCCCACCCCGGCAAUGGACGCAAGCAAAACCCUGGUUAACACUAGCUUGGAUUUGCUUCUAGCAGUCUAUUAAAAUGUAAAUAUGUUUCAGUGUUGAACCUUUAAACCUUGUCUUCCGUCCCACCUUUUUUAUUCCCCCCCCUCCCCCU
Molecule: messenger RNA, 895 nt
Organism: Labrus mixtus (cuckoo wrasse)
Lineage: Eukaryota; Metazoa; Chordata; Actinopteri; Labriformes; Labridae
Product: retinal cone rhodopsin-sensitive cGMP 3',5'-cyclic phosphodiesterase subunit gamma-like
Exons: 3
Coding region: 157-417 (86 amino acids)
Biological process (GO): visual perception; positive regulation of G protein-coupled receptor signaling pathway; positive regulation of epidermal growth factor receptor signaling pathway
Cellular component (GO): photoreceptor outer segment membrane
Molecular function (GO): cGMP binding; 3',5'-cyclic-nucleotide phosphodiesterase activity
Source: RefSeq, a predicted model, not a curated record